CGUCGCCGCCGCCGGGCUCGGUAGCUCGCGCAGUUCGCCUCCUGGGCGCCCGAGGCGGCCGCCCGGCGGUCCCGCGGCUUUCCGUCCUGCCGCUGCGGGCCGCGGGGCGCGGCCAUGUCCCGAAAGCAGGCGGCGAAGAGCCGGCCGGGCAGCGGCAGCCGGAAAGCCGAGGCCGAGCGCAAGCGGGACGAGCGGGCGGCGCGCCGGGCCCUGGCCAAGGAGCGGCGGAACCGGCCGGAGUCCGGCGGCGGCGGCGGCUGCGAGGAGGAGUUCGUCAGCUUCGCCAACCAGCUGCAGGCCCUGGGGCUGAAGCUGCGGGAGGUGCCGGGGGACGGCAAUUGCCUCUUCAGAGCUCUUGGUGAUCAAUUGGAGGGUCACUCACGAAAUCAUCUCAAGCACCGACAGGAGACAGUGGACUACAUGAUAAAGCAGCGGGAAGAUUUUGAACCCUUUGUAGAAGAUGACAUUCCUUUUGAGAAACAUGUGGCCAGUUUGGCAAAGCCUGGUACGUUUGCUGGCAAUGAUGCAAUUGUCGCCUUUGCAAGAAAUCAUCAAUUGAAUGUGGUGAUUCAUCAACUUAAUGCCCCUUUGUGGCAGAUCCGUGGUACAGAGAAAGGCAACGGGCGGGAGUUGCACAUCGCGUAUCGGUACGGAGAGCACUAUGACAGCGUGCGGAGGAUCAACGACAACUCAGAAGCACCUGCGCAUCUCCAGACUGACUUUCAGAUGCUUCAUCAAGAUGAAUCAAAUAAAAGAGAAAAGAUCAAGACAACAGGAGUGGACUUUGAAGACGACCUGCGAGAUGAAGUAGAAGAUGCUGUCCAGAAGGUUUGCAAUGCGACUGGAUGCUCAGAUUUUAAUUUGAUAGUCCAGAACCUGGAAGCAGAAAAUUAUAAUAUUGAAUCUGCAAUAAUUGCCAUGCUUCAGAUGAACCAGGGGAAAAGAAAUAAUGCAGAGGAGAACCUUGAGUCUAGUGGCCGAGUGCUGAAGCAGUGUGACCCUUUAUGGGAGGAGGGUGGCAGUGGCACCAGAGUCUUUGGAAAUCAGGGCUUAAAUGAAGGCAGGACCGAAAACAAUAAGGCACGGGCCAGCCCUGGCGAAGAAAACAAAGCAAAUAAAAACCAGCUCCCAAAGGUUACAAACAAACAGAGGAGAGAGCAGCAGCGACUGGAGAAGAAGAAACGACAGGAGGAGAGGCACCGUCACAAAGCCCUAGAGAGCAGGGGUAGCCACAGGGACAACAACAGAAGUGAAGCAGAUGCGAACACGCAGGUCACCUUGGUGAAGACCUUUGCUGCUCUCAACAUCUGACUCUCUGGCCCUCUGGGAGGUGUAAGAAGUGAAUGGAAAAUGGAGUGCUGUGCACCAGGCUUUCCAGUGAGGCCGUCCUUUAUAGAACGAAACACAACCUACAAAGUCCACACAUAAGCUCACACUGAGUUAAUUUCCUUCAAGCUGCCUCUUUUUUGUUCAGAGUUUUGUUAGUGAUGUGUUUUAUUUUAUGAAAGUGCAGUGAAGCCAUUCACGUUCUGUCAUUUAAAAUAUCGAGUUUUAGGGGUGGCUAGUUAGGUAGGGAAAAAUCUUUUGAGCGUGGUUUUAUUUGCCCAGAAAAUUGGAGUUCAGUGACCCAAAUGCUUAACACUUGGGUUGAGUUUUACUGUAAUUGUUCAUGAAGUAGUUUAGAUUAGUUGCUAGAAAUUCAGAAUGACAAGUUUCCUUUGUUUCUCUUUCAUUUUCAUAUAGAUAUUGAUACACAGGAUGGUUUAUAAAUGAUCUCCAACUCAGGAACAUGUUUAGAUUUAGUUUUCUUCUAAUCCAAGUUAAUCAGAAAAUAAUUCAGGAAGUGUUUUCCCGAAGUGAUAUCAUAUGAGGGCUGUGGCCUGUAGUCAGGGUGGAAAUUAAACAGCUAUAUUUCUCUCCUUACUGAUGCUGAUGUUAUUUCAGAUGGGAUAUAGGUGCUGUUGGUUCGUUUGUACUCAAGCCAUAUGAUAAAUGCACCUGACUGUUAAUUAGGCCUGGACUUUGCUGAAAAUUGAUAGUGUUAUUGAGUUUUUGGUAGUAGUUUUUUGACAAUGAGAAGAAGCUGUGUUAUUGCUUAUGCCGUUCAGGGAUUCUGAUAGUAUGGAGAGCAGAAUCCCUAGUUGUAAAGGGAGAAAUUGAGGGAUUUGUGAGUUUUUGCCUAGGAAGAGUCUAAAGAGUUAUUUGAUUUUGUAGGGGAAGAAUGUCUGGAAGAAUAUCUAAGGUUUUUCAUGUUCAUAGUUUAAGUAACUAUUUUCUUCCCUACUAUUCUAGACUUAGAAAGAGGCCUUCAGAGAAAUAAAAGGUAA
This is a messenger RNA of Ceratotherium simum simum (southern white rhinoceros), 2327 nucleotides long. RefSeq names its product OTU deubiquitinase 3 (gene OTUD3). NCBI's taxonomy places the organism in Eukaryota, Metazoa, Chordata, Mammalia, Perissodactyla, Rhinocerotidae. The record is from RefSeq and is a predicted model, not a curated record. Gene Ontology annotation, biological process: protein stabilization; protein K27-linked deubiquitination; protein K48-linked deubiquitination. Gene Ontology annotation, molecular function: cysteine-type deubiquitinase activity.